Colletotrichum truncatum is the source of this 1527-nucleotide messenger RNA. Its product is annotated as cytochrome p450. NCBI's taxonomy places the organism in Eukaryota, Fungi, Ascomycota, Sordariomycetes, Glomerellales, Glomerellaceae. Gene Ontology annotation, molecular function: heme binding; iron ion binding; oxidoreductase activity, acting on paired donors, with incorporation or reduction of molecular oxygen. The record is from RefSeq and is a predicted model, not a curated record.
AUGGCUUCGGGUUACAUCCUUGCCAUCUACUUCUUGGUGGUCGUCUUCGCCGGCGUCCAGAUCAAGCACAAGAUCAACAACUUCAAAUCACCUCUCAGAAAGGUUCCAGGACCAUGGUAUGCUCCUGUGACAAACUUGCAUCUGCAAUAUCUCUUCUCUACGGGCACCAUCUGGAAGUUGGUGGAGAGGAGCCACAAGAAAUAUGGAGGCAUCGUCAGACUAGGCCCUCGCCAAGUCUGGAUCUCGGACAAGGAGGCCAUGAAGACGAUCUUGGUGAAGACGGAUCUUCCCAAGGUCGCCAUGUACGCCGAGAUUUCUCGUGACAAGUUCAGUCCCGGCCUCUUUGGUGAGAUUCGCCCAGAGCCUCACAAGCGCCUUAAGCGCUUCUUGUCGCCUGCCUUUACCGUCAACUAUAUCGAUAAUCUCGAGACAUUUUUCAAGACAACGGUUCGGGAUCUUCUCAACAAGUAUCAGACUCAAAUCAACGGCGAUCCUGUAUACUACGCCAAGAAGGGCAUUGAGGUCGAUUUGAUGGAUGACCUGCACAAUGUCGCGCUCGAUAUUAUGGGAGAAUGCUCUUUUGGAAAGGGUUUUGGUCAGACUAACCCCGAUAGCAUGAUCGAGGAUGGUGUUGACGAGCGCAUCUGGAAAUCCAUCCCUCGUUCCAUUUUCGACGGUCUCAGCAAGAGAUACCAGACAGUGUACGUCAAGAAGUUCUUCCGGUCCUUUGGUAUCGACAUACAAUUCGACUGGCCUGCCGAGAUGAUCACAGCCAUCGACGCCGUUGUCCAACGCCGUAAGCGCACCUCCGAAGUUGACCGCCGCGAUCUCCUCCAGCACCUCAUCGAAGAAGGCAAGAAGCCUGAUACCGGCACUACCAUGGUGGCCCGUGACAUUGUUGACCAAAUGGCCGAAAUCCUCCUCGCCGGCUCAGAGACCACAUCCGGGACCAUAGGCUGCCUCUUCCUUGAGCUCGCCCGCAACCCCGACGUCCGCGCCAAGCUUUUCGCUUCGUUGCCCGCCAAGGGAUUCAACGAUGAAAUCGUCACCAGCAAGUCAGUCCGCAGCGAGCCCGAGUACGAGUACCUUGAGGCUUGCAUCAAGGAGAACCUCCGCCUGCACCCUAUUGCCUCCGAGAUGGGCCGCCGUACCGGAAACCAGUGGGUUAACCUCUGCGGCUAUGACCUGCCCCCUCACACUGUCGUGUCUGCUUCCUACCGAGACCUGCAUCGCAAUGAGGAGUUCUGGCCCCAGGCUGAGCGCUUUUGGCCCGAGAGAUGGCUGUCGGAGGACAAGCGGGAGGGCGCGCCUGCUCCUGACAUGGAUGCGUACUACCCCUUCUCAGGAGGAAAACACUCGUGCAUAGGCAUCAACUUCGCCUGGGCCGAGAUGAGAAUGGUUGCAGCCAAUCUGCUCCAGAGAUUUGACGUCCUCGAGGUUCCCGGACAAGAUAUCGACUUUAGGCAGUACAUCACCAUGCAGUUUGCUACAGGCCACUGGAAGGUUGUCCUCAAGCCCAGAAACUGA